This is a messenger RNA of Acipenser ruthenus (sterlet), 1343 nucleotides long. RefSeq names its product tropomyosin alpha-1 chain. Gene Ontology annotation, molecular function: actin filament binding. Gene Ontology annotation, cellular component: actin filament. Gene Ontology annotation, biological process: muscle contraction; actin filament organization. The coding region runs from base 405 to 1151 and encodes 248 amino acids. The transcript has 8 exons. The record is from RefSeq and is a predicted model, not a curated record. NCBI's taxonomy places the organism in Eukaryota, Metazoa, Chordata, Actinopteri, Acipenseriformes, Acipenseridae.
UAGGAUUGGAGGAGCGCGUCUUAACUUUCCUUCCACAGUCGUGCGUUUUUGUGCGGUGCAAGGAAAUUUUCUCCAUCGAGAACUUCGCAACAUUCCAGCAACUAAUACAGAUAGCGAAAGUAUUGAGCCGUACGCUUUAUUAAGUGAACAGUGUUAACUGGACCAUUUUUUUUGUCUUCUUCAGUCGGGGGGAAAAAAUAUAUAUUUUUGUACGUUUUAGUACACUUGGAAAAAAAAGCAAAUUAGACGGGAAAUAUAAACGUUUUAAUCGUCGAACGUUGUUUUGUUUUUUUUAUAAAUAUAUACAUUUUUAUUUUAUUUUAGUGUACUUAUUUUUUAAACUCGAUUUAUUUUGUCAAAAGUUAGUGUUUUUUUUUAAAAAAAAAAAAAAUCUCAGAAAAACAAUGGCAGGUUUGAACUCAUUAGAUGCUGUAAAAAGAAAAAUCCAGAGUCUGCAACAACAAGCGGACGAUGCCGAAGACCGAGCUCAGGAACUCCAGAGAGAAGUCGACAGCGAACGGGAACUCAGGGAAAAAGCUGAGGGAGAUGUAGCCGGACUGAAUCGCCGUAUCCAGCUGGUGGAGGAGGAGCUGGACCGAGCCCAAGAGCGCCUGACCACUGCCCUGCAGAAACUGGAGGAGGCGGAGAAGUCAGCGGACGAGAGCGAGCGAGGGAUGAAGGUGAUUGAGAACCGAGCGAUGAAGGACGAGGAGAAGAUGGAGAUGCAGGAGAUGCAGCUGAAGGAAGCCAAGCACAUCGCCGAGGAGGCUGACCGCAAAUACGAGGAGGUUGCUCGUAAACUGGUUAUUCUGGAGGGUGAGCUGGAGCGAACCGAGGAGAGAGCAGAGAUCUCCGAACUGAAGUGCAGUGAAUUGGAAGAAGAAUUGAAAAACGUCACCAACAACCUGAAGUCUCUGGAAGCCCAGUCUGAGAAGUACUCUGAAAAGGAGGACAAAUAUGAAGAGGAAAUCAAGGUUCUCAGUGACAAGCUGAAAGAGGCUGAAACCCGGGCUGAGUUUGCUGAAAGAACCGUCACCAAACUGGAAAAGAGCAUUGAUGAUCUGGAAGAAAAACUGUCCAGUGCCAAAGAGGAGAACCUGGGAAUGCAUCAAGUUCUGGAUCAGACUCUGCAAGAACUCAACAGCUUAUAAACCCCCCAAAAAUAAAACAAAACGGCAGCAAAACAAACCUGAAAAGGAAGAAACAGGAACAAAACAAGCAAGCGACAUUCCAUGGAUUUUCAGCUUCAUUCCACGUUUCAGGCUGAAAUCUCAAAUUUCCAGAAAAGAAAGAAUGCAGAAACAAGUCAACGUAUGUUAUGCCUUUACCUGCAGCGUAGAAAA